Messenger RNA from Mangifera indica (mango), 3612 nucleotides. RefSeq lists its product as uncharacterized. The coding region runs from base 1421 to 3364 and encodes 647 amino acids. The record is from RefSeq and is a predicted model, not a curated record. The transcript has 8 exons. NCBI's taxonomy places the organism in Eukaryota, Viridiplantae, Streptophyta, Magnoliopsida, Sapindales, Anacardiaceae. Gene Ontology annotation, molecular function: protein binding.
GAUUGAUGUCCUUACUCAACGGAGAUCUUCAAGGAUACUCUGUUUUGUGGUGGCUCACGUGGUGGCUGAGAAUUCUUCUAUUAUCCCUUCGCAUUUUCUCGAGAAAAUAUGUUUUUAUCAUCAUGCAUACAUAAACUAACCACGUGCAAGAGAGUUGAGUUGUUGCAGUUCUGGUUAGCUUGUAUGAUCCAAAAAAAUAUAUGAAUUCUUACAAAAGACAAAACUCCCUUGUUUCAGUACAGAUCAGUCCGGUUUCCUCUUCCAUGAAACAGCUCCUUCACUGCAAAAGAUUUUAAAAAAAAAAUUGAUGACAACAGUGGCGUUUGAUUUUGGAGGUGGUGGAUGGAUCUUCCCUGUUACAAAAUGAAAGCUCUUUCUCAUCGCAGAUGGCAACAAACAAAAUCAAAAUUGCUUUUCCUUUACUGAACAAGAGUGCAAGAAACCCGGAAUUCUGUUUUCUGAAAACUUGCAUAACAAAUAAACACUGCGUCUUCUAUUAGUCUACCUCCUCCUCCUAUUACAUUACUACCAUAUAUAUAUAUAGAGAGAGAGAGAGAGGGAGCUUUGCUUUCCCACACUUUCUAGCUUUCAUUAAUGGCCUAAAACCUUACUAUGCAACACAGAACCCAAGGAUCUUUAUGCGUCUGCCUUUGUUUUGUUGUUUCACUAAUUCGAAAUUUAUUGUCUAGCGUAGUAGCUGUUGCAAUGGUGGUUGAAUUUUGCUCAUUUAAUGUCUUUUUAGAAACUCUCAAAAGAAAGUUCUGUUCUUUACCUUUUAUCUCUGCAUAAUAUAGCUAACUUAUGCAUAGCUUUAAUGGCUUCUUCUGUUUCCUUAUUAGGGAUUUCUUCUAGUUUUCAGAAAUGAGAUAAAACUUCCCAAUAUAAGUGCGGUUUUUAUUUUUAUUUUUUGUAGAGUAGGUUCUGGCUUCACAGGCCGCGCCGCUUGUGUUUGUUGCUCGUGCGCAGCGAAAUCCAGAUCUCGAGAGGGGGCUCAUUUGAAGAUAAUGCCAUUCGUGUUUUUUGUUAUAUAAGGUUGUGUUGCUUUUAUCUUUACUUUGUCCGUCAAUUUCGGUUGUGUUUGGUUAAUCUGCCAAGUGCCAUUCUUUGGAAGCCCCUCUCUCUCGGGUUGAAUGCAGAGCACUUGAGGAGUUUUUGUGAUUGAUGGGUUGUUUUUAAUAUGCUCAAAGGUGUGAAAAAUGAUUUCUAAGGUGUUAAAGAAGCCACAAUCUGAGGAGGGUCGGUGCUGGUUUUGGCUUUUGUUUGUUGCUUUGCAUUGAAACCAAGAGAGAAAAACUCGGUCCGUGAAUUGAGGCUUUGGUGGGUUAUAUAAGCGAGAUUUGAGCAUGCUUCUUUGGUGGCAAUAGAGGAAGUGUUUAGGAGAAGUGGUUUUUGAUGUGGAAUAUUGGAUCUAAGUAAAGACAUGCUGAGCUCUGAUGAGGGAGUUGAUGAUGUGUUCUUCGACUCAGCUGAUUGGUUGUCGUCUGAGGAAUCAGCUGUAGCGAAAGACGAAUCAAGAUGUUGGAGAUCUGAGUUUGAGGUGUGGAUGAAGGAACCACGUAGUGUCAAGGAAAGGCGCAAAAUUUUUUUAAGUGAAAUGGGUCUGGGUGAGUUUGCUCCUGUGAAUGAGAUGAUUGAGAUGGAAAGGAUUACAGAAUGCAGUGAAGCUGUUUUGAGUUCUGCUCAAGGAACUGAGGAAAAUGUGGGCUGUAAAAGAGAAACAAAUUGUGAAGCAAAUUGUAUGGUUGAUGAAUCGGAGGUGGAUGAUAUGACUGAACUAAGUGUGGCUCUUGAAGGCGAAAGCAUUGAACUUUGGCCGUCUGUAGGUGAGUCUCAGUUGGAAGUAUCCAAGGACGCCAGUGAGAAGGUAAAGAAAUGGUGGAAGCAUCUUGUAAGUGUGAGGAGGAGAAGGGAAGAUACAACUACUGCGGGUGUAGCAAAAGCAAAUUCUGAUAAACCCAAAAUGAAAAAAAUAAAGAUGAAGCAGAACCAGAAGAAGUUCACAGAGUUCACAGCUCUUUACACGGGACAAGAGAUUCAAGCUCACAAUGGCUAUAUCUGGACAAUGAAGUUCAGCGCUGAUGGGCAAUAUCUGGCUAGUGGUGGUGAAGAUGGGGUUGUGCGCAUUUGGCGUGUUACAUCAGAGGAUGCCUCUUGCAAAUCUUUCAUUGAUGAAGGCAAUUUCGGUAGCAUGGUCAGAGAAGGAAAGACCAUGUUUGGUAAAAAAAAGUAUAGCCAUGUGCCUGUUGUUGUACCUAAUAAGGUAUUCCGGAUAGAAAAGUCCCCACUGCAAGAAUUUCAUGGCCACACCAGUGCUGUUUUAGACCUAGCGUGGUCCAAUUCUAAUUAUCUUCUUUCAUGUUCAAUGGAUAAAACCGUUCGACUGUGGCAAGUGGGAUGCGAUAAAUGUAUUAACAUUUUCCAUCAUAGCAAUUAUGUAACAUGCAUUCAGUUCAAUCCCAAUGAUGAUAAUUACUUCAUCAGUGGCUCCAUAGAUGGAAAAGUUCGGAUUUGGGGAGUCUCUAAAGAGCGAGUUGUUAAUUGGACUUAUGUGAGGGAUGUAAUAUCUGCAAUAUGUUACCGGCCAAAUGGAAAGGGCUUUGUUGUUGGUACAGUUACAGGCACUUGCCGCUUCUAUGAAGCAUCAGGCAAUGAUCUUGAGUUGGAAGCAGAAAUACAUUUUCCAGAUGGAAAGAAAUCCUCCGGCAACAAGAUUACUGGGAUUCAGGAAGAAUCUCACAAAAUUAUGAUAACUUCCGAAGACUCCAAACUUCGUAUCUUAGAUGGGUUUGAAGUCAUUCAUAAAUUUAAAGGUCUUUCGAAGUCUGGAAGUCAGAUGUCAGCUUCCUUUACUACAACUGGGAAACACAUAAUCUCAGUUGGAGAGGACUGUCGUGUUUAUGUCUGGAGCUAUGACGACUUGUGUUUCCCAUCCUCGAAACACACAAAAUCUAUUCGUUCGUGCGAACAUUUCAUUGCCGAAGGUGUAUCUGUUGCAGUGCAGUGGUCAGGCAUGGGGGCAGAUCACAGGAGUCUGAGUAGUCUUCAGAGUUGCUCACAGAGAUGGGAUAACCUGGAGAGUUCAUCUUGGAAUAGAGAUGCGGAACGGUUCUCCCUCGGACGUUGGUUCUCCAUUGAAGGCUCGUGUAGGGCCCCUGCAACAUGGCCUGAGGAGAAACUUCCGUUGUGGGAGACAGCAGAAGAUCUAUAUUCUCAAUAUCAACAACACCACCACCAACAACAAUGCCAGAGUAAUCUCUACGAUCUCGCGGCAAUGUCGGAAACUUGGGGGCUUGUCAUUGUAACAGCAGGAUGUGAUGGAAUGAUCAAGACCUUCCACAACUAUGGAUUGCCUGUGAGGCUGUAAAGGGAAGAAGAAUAUAAAUGCGGUUGCCAUGUUAAGUCCUCCAUAUUAUUUAGAAUGGUGAAAUUUCCACUAGGUCAAGUCUUUUGACAUGCUUUGUAAUUGUUUUGUUCAUGUCAUAGGGCUUAAGUUUUGGUCUUGCUCUUUUUGAGGUGGACCGAUUGAUUUUUCAUUUAGCCAGUUUCAUUCUUCUUGUCAAUACCACAUAGAGUUAUAUAUUACACCAAAAAAUCCAAUUACAUUUUUCAUUA